Messenger RNA from Arabidopsis thaliana (thale cress), 1416 nucleotides. Its product is annotated as DUF1262 family protein (DUF1262). The transcript has 2 exons. The coding region runs from base 1 to 1266 and encodes 421 amino acids. Lineage: Eukaryota; Viridiplantae; Streptophyta; Magnoliopsida; Brassicales; Brassicaceae. The record is from RefSeq and is marked reviewed.
AUGUACGUGACGAGAACAUUGUCGCAGUUCAGAAAAUAUCAGAAGACGCUCUCGGAAGAGUCACCGGAAGGUCCGUUCUCCGGCGUUUUGGUUAUCACAGAUGAAGAAGCUGAAACAGAGGAUACGUUCUGUUUCGGGAUGUGUACGAGGACAAAAAUAGAGAAGCUUCCGUUACCUCAGGACAAGAUCUUAUCAGUUGUUCACUUAGACAGUUCUGGUAACAGAGAGACUUCGGUUAAGAAGGUCUUGUUCAUACCGGCUCUCGAUCAACCUUUGUCUUCCAAUCGGUAUUACGUUGUUCACGCUAGAGGCAGACACAAAGGGAAAGUUUCCGUGUGUUCUAGAGAGAUAGAGAAAGGGGUAUGUUGUUUUCCAGAUAUCUUGCAUGACAAGAAACCUAAACCUCUGGAUCCAAGAAACAUAUAUCAGACGGUUAAGAUCAACCGGCAUCACGACCGGACAUUCUAUGCAAAAUCUGUGGCGCCAGACGGUACACCGCCAACAUUUCUCAAGAAGAAAGGAUGGGAGCUACGAACCUCGAGGAGCCUACAUCCGAGGAGACCUAGAGAAGCUCUUGGCCUAGACGAGGAACUAAGAGCUCGUCUCCCAGCAUUUGGAUUUCCAGUUUCUACAAUUCGGUCAGGAAGUGUGAUAGUUGGAGAAUGGUAUUGCCCUUUUAUGUUUGUGAAGGAGAAUUGUAGUGUAAGUCAACAAAUGAGGAAGUCAAUGUUCUAUAGGAUCACACUAUCCCAAUACUGGGAACGAAUUUACCAUUGCGGAAACAAUGAUCUUGAUGAAAACAAUGAUGAAAACGAAGAAGAAGUUGUGAGAGUAGAGGCUAACGUCGUGAGAGAGGCCAACUAUGUGAAGGGUAUGGAGGCGGUUAAGGGAGAGAAAGAAGGGCAUGGAGGGUUUUAUUGGUAUAGGCAGGUUCAAGGUCCACGGGGACCGGGGGAGAGGAGGAGGAAGACGGGUUUAAGGUCUCCGGUGGGGCUGAGUUUUGUGGUGGUAGAAAGGAUGAGAAGGGUAAUGGAGGAAGGAGGGUGGGUGGGAGGAGGAAGGAAAGUGGUGAGGGUGGAGAGAGAUGAACCAAUCAGGGUUUGUAGAAGAGAUGGUAGGAAUAUGAAUGGUAACAAUGAUAGAAAUUGGAGGAGAUUUGGGUGUUAUGUGUUGGUGGAGAGUUUUGGGCUGAGAAGAGCAGAUGGAGUUUUGUUGGUUAAAUGUGUAUUUAGACAUACUAAUAGAUUGAGAUGUAACUGGGAGUGACACUUCAUCUUAUGUUAUAAAAUUUAUUACUUCUAUAUAUAUAUAUAUAUACUAAAAUCCCUAAGCCUAUGCUUAUGGAUUAUGUUUUAUAAACUGUAGUACUUCUUUACUAAAUCAUUACUCUAAAAUGAUGGAAAACAUUAAAUAAAA